Messenger RNA from Naegleria fowleri, 957 nucleotides. RefSeq lists its product as uncharacterized. Bases 1 to 957 code for a protein of 318 amino acids. The record is from RefSeq and is a predicted model, not a curated record. Lineage: Eukaryota; Heterolobosea; Eutetramitea; Acrasida; Naegleriidae. The transcript has a single exon.
AUGGCUUCAAGUGGGCAAUACAAUAAUACCAUAUUGCAGAAUUUGCAAAAAUUAAAAGGAUUAGAGCAUUUUAAUUGGAGAGAGUUGAAACAACGAGUGACUGAAUAUGGUAUUUCACAAACGUCAGAAAGAGUUACUGCUAAAUCGAGCAUGCUGUCUGGAGAUCAAUGCAACACAAUUUUAAGUAAUGUUGAAGUGAUAGUGAAUGACAUCGAACAGCACACUAAGGAGAAAUAUUUGAAUAUUUUGAAAUUAUUAAGGAAUAUUAUAAUUAUCGUUGAGGCUAAACAAGAUGAUCCCAAUACCAAACAAAAACUUACACCAGGCAGAAUCUUUAAAUUGGACAAGAUGAUCAUGGAGUUUUUAUGUGCUUGUUAUCGAAUAUGGAGCAAAGGUAUCAAAGCUCAUUAUUUUCAUUUUCUUACACAUCUUCCAUCUAUGAUGACAGAAUUGCUUGACAAUGAUUUGUCCUUAUCUAUUUUAAGUAAUCAAGGGUUCGAACGUUCUCAUUUGUUUCACCAUGCCGUGUUUAAUAGAGUGAUUAAUAACGGUGGUGGUCUUCACAAAAUUCAUGUAACAAAACAAUUGCUGUUAUGGCAAUGGCGAAAAGUCCUGACUGCGAUUGACAUAGGAGAGAAAUAUGGAAGUACGUAUUGGAAUGAAAAACGGCUCAAACAAAUUUAUUCAUGGAAUUCAAUUCACCUCAAAGAAGCACCUCAAGAAUUACACGAUUUGUAUUACGAUUUGGAUGAGUCGAAUGUGGAUCUUGCUACUUUGCAGCAAACUAUUUCUACAAGCUUUCAAGAACAAGAGCAACAAUCACAAAACACAGAAAAACAAUCAGAGGAAACGACAACCAAGCGAAAACAAGCAAAGAAUACACGACAAAGCGAUCAGGCGACCAGUUUUAGUGGAACAAUGAGUACACAAGUUUCUCAAAAGAAACGAAAAUUUUAA